Molecule: messenger RNA, 2790 nt
Organism: Impatiens glandulifera
Lineage: Eukaryota; Viridiplantae; Streptophyta; Magnoliopsida; Ericales; Balsaminaceae
Exons: 6
Coding region: 1-2790 (929 amino acids)
Biological process (GO): proteolysis
Molecular function (GO): cysteine-type peptidase activity
Source: RefSeq, a predicted model, not a curated record
AUGGAAAGGGCUAUGAAGAGUCAAUUUCAGUAUCUAUUGAAAGCCCCGACUGUCAUUUUCUCAGGAACAAUAAUCCACCAGAUGUUGAUCAGGAAAAGCAGCUCCAAUUCGAAGGGAAUAAGCUUCUUAGUCAAUGGUCAGCAGCUUUACUGGGGCAUGAAGGAAUAUGCCUUGGUAACAGGCCUAAAUUUUGGAAGAUUUCCUGUCAUUGAAAACUGGAACGCUGAAGAAAUUCCACCUCUAGUCCAUAAAUACUUUGGUGGCAAAACAGUUGUUAAAGUGACAGAUGUUCAAAGUGUUUUCCUCAACUGCUCUGAGAAGGAAGAUGCAUGGAAGCUUGGGCUCAUCAACCUUAUCUACCAGUGUCUCUUUGGAUCUGAUAAUAGGAAGAGGGUAUGUUUGAAGAUCUUCAGCAUGGUGGAGGAUAUGGAAAUGUUCCUUCAAUUUCCAUGGGGAAAGGUGUCAUUCAAUUCAACUUUGAAGGGUAUUGACAAGGACAUGAAACAUCUUCGGCAGCUAUAUGUGGAGAAGAAGGAAACUUGCAAGGGGAACUGUGAUGUUGCUUAUACUAUUAGUGGCUUCGCCAUAGCCUUCCAAGUUUGGACAUAUUUGGUUAUGAAGACAUUUGUCCCCAAAUUUGCGGAUAUGAUCGAGGAAAAACAUACAUGCCCAAGGAUAUUACUUUUUACAGCCUCCAGAAGCAACACCAACACUAGCCAAGAGGUAUCCAAUGCCCUUUUCAAAUGCAAUGUCUUUAACAAGAUUCAUGAGUCUGAGGAAGAGAAGAGGAACUACUGUGGGGAUGACUUUGAAGAAAUGGGAGAUUACAUUUAUGAUGAUUUAUUUGAGGUGGAUGGUAGGAAGAGAAAGAAUGAAGAUGGUACUCCCAAACAAACGCCCAAGAGGAGAACAAUUAAAAGGACAGCAAUUAAGAUGAUCGAGUCUAGUGAUGAAUCUAGCGAAGACAGCUCUCGGUCUACUACUCGUGAAUCAACCCAUGUCCCUUCAGCAACGAGUCCUCAAAAGAAAGAAGACAGUUCUCCUACUAGGCAAGACAAGUUUGACAAUCCGGUGACUAAAGCCCAGAAUGAUGACAAGUUUGAUGAGCUUACAAAGGAUGUGAAGGAGUUGACAAGGGAUGUGAAGGAGCUGAAAACUGAAAUGAAGGUAAUGAAAGAGGAUCAACGGGUUAUGUUCAAACACAUAAUCCAAUUAUUGGAUGAAAUAAAACAACAAAAGAAUGAUGUUUCUGCUGCUGAUAUGAAUGAUGUUGGGUUGGAGGAUGCUGUUGCUGCUACUGAUAUGAAUGAUGUGGAGAAGGAUUUGGAAAUCAACAAAGAUGUUGCUGAUGAGAAUGAUGAUGUUGAUGAUCUGCCGAAUGAAAAAGAAGAUGCUGCUGAUAUGAAUGAUGUUGGGUUGGAGGAUGCUGUUGUUGAUGGUUUGGAGAUGAUAACCAAUGAUGAUGUUGGGUUGGAGGAUGCUGUUGUUGAUGGUUUGGAGAUGAUAAACAAUGCUGCUGUUGUUGAUGAUGACAAAGAUUCUUCUGCUGUUGAUGAAGCUGUUGUUGAUGAUGAUCAAAACAAGGAUGCUUAUGCUGUUGAUGGUUUAGAGAUGAACAAAGAAGCUGUUGAAACUGUUGAAACUGCUGUUGUUGAAAUUGAUGAUGAAGAGGCUGUUGAUGAAGAGGCUGUUGAUGAAGCCGAGCAGAAUGUAAACAAAGAUGAAGAGGCUGCAGCUGUUGUUGAUAAGAAUGUUGAGUUGGGAAAGAAAGAAUUGGCCACGAAGAAGAAGAGGAAGAAUGAUGAAGAGGAUGACAUGGGAAAGAAGACUGAUGAAGAGGCUGAGUUGGGAAAGAAGAAGGAUGAUGAUGUAUUGGUAUUGACUCCAACAAGAUUUCAGGGACAGAGUUUUCGGAGAAAGAAGAGGUCCACACAAUUGGGGAACUAUACAGAUCCUAAUGGAAAAUCCUUUAAACUCAUUGAUCUAGUAACUGUAAAUCCUCUUUUAGAUUAUGAUAGUGAACUGUUGGAUGAUUUGAAACAAUGGAUGAAGCUGGAGGAUGAUGACAAAAUAAAUCUGGUUCUUUUCCAUGCUGGUCGAGAAUUGUUUAACAGAAUGUUGAGGCCUCAGAAUUGGCUACAUGAUCAGGAGGAGAUAGAUGCAGCAUAUUACAUUCUUAAAAAAAGAGUUGCCAAUUUUCCCAAGACUUAUCAACCGAUGGAUUUCUCAAUAUGUGACUGUAAUGUCUCUACGAGGUUGUCGUUACGUUAUUCAAAGUUCUCCAAAAAUCCACAAACAUACACAUUCGACGAUGACUUGAUGGAAUAUUUCAGGGGUGAUGAAGAAAAAUUGAUGACUUCUUGGAUGAUUGUAGAUAAGAUAUAUUUCCCUAUGAAUCUUAAUAUGAAACAUUGGGUCCUUUGUGAGGUGCAACUACAAGAUUGGUGCAUCAAUGUUUAUGACUGCGAACAAGGAUUUAUCAAAAAGAAUCAAUAUGACAAGUUCAUGAAACCACUAUGUAAAAUGAUUCCAUAUCUCUUUCUAUUUGGAACGACCGAGUUUGACAGGAUCAAGUAUCCUAAGUUCAGUUUGGAAGGAAUGUCAUAUGUUGUAAUACCACACCCAAGAGUCCCCAAGUGCACGAAGAGUGGAGACUGUGGUCUUUUUACAAUCAUGUAUUUGGAGUACCUUACUGCAAAAUUGGAUAUAUCAGCUGUGACAUCAGAGAACAUUGUUUUUUGGAGACAAAAAUGGGCAGUUAGGUUGUUCCACCAUAUAAUAGACCCAUAG